Eurytemora carolleeae is the source of this 5633-nucleotide messenger RNA. It is a transcript of the gene Hel89B, whose product is annotated as TATA-binding protein-associated factor 172. The record is from RefSeq and is a predicted model, not a curated record. The transcript is spliced from 43 exons. The coding region runs from base 69 to 5426 and encodes 1785 amino acids. Lineage: Eukaryota; Metazoa; Arthropoda; Copepoda; Calanoida; Temoridae. Gene Ontology annotation, molecular function: TBP-class protein binding; ATP-dependent chromatin remodeler activity; ATP hydrolysis activity.
AUUGCUUUCUAUGCUUCAAGUCGGAUGAGGGGAGGACGGAGGAUGGCCCUAGAGCGGAAACCAUUUUAAUGUGGAAAAGUGACCCUCAGAUCCACAAUCAAUCAAUCAACCGUUCAAUCAAUUAUUCAAUCACUAAAUAUUUCAGAUUAAUAUGUCUGGUUAAAAUGUCUAGACUAGAGAAAAUAUUUAUCCUCCUGGAGACUGGGUCAACCUCGCAAACUAGGAAACUUGCUGCUACACAAAUAGGGGAGGUUGUAAAAUCUAAUCCGCAAGAUUUGUUCACUGUACUGCAGAAGUUGUACAGUUACCUUUCUAACUCCUCCUGGCAGACAAGGAUAGCGGCAGUACAGGCUCUUGAAUAUGUGUUGAAGAAUGUUCCACAAUGGGAACCUAGAAAGGGAAUCAAAUCAGAGGCAGAUGUAAAGUUGGAGGCAGAUGUGAAGUCGGAGGCAGAUGUGAAGUCGGAGGCAGAUGUGAGUCCCGAGGCUGAGUUAAAAUCUGACAUACAGAUGAAGUAUGACAUAGACAGCAUUCCUGGCUUCUUGAAUUCAUGCCUAAAUUUUGCAACAUUUAACGUGGAGGACUUGUUGAAGAAUGGAGACUGUCUUUUCUCCCGGGAUACUCAGGAGUUUGAAGUGGAAUCAGAAUCCAAACCUGCAGUUCAACGACACCGCUUGAAGAAGACUCUGGGCCUGGAAGGUGCAAGUUCCCUGGGGAUAGAUACAGAAUCUUUGUUUACAAAUGAAGAUUUAAUGGAGACCAGGAUUGAAGAGAAGGGAGGGACGAAAAGAAAGGCUGAAGAAGUCGAAAAUUUGAGUGCUAGGGAGCUGAAUAGGCUGAAAAGGAAAACUAAGAUUGCGAAAGAAGAUUCACAGCCAAGAGAUACCAAACCUGUGCAGAAGGAGCAGUCCUUUAAAUUCUACACUGGUGAAAACUGGUUGGAGAGUCCCAGCUGGCCGUUUCAAUCCUUCCUAGACCAUCUACUAGCUGAUAUAUUUGCACUCAAGUGGGAGACUAGACAUGGUUCGGCCACAGCUAUCAGAGAGUUGAUGAAACUGCAUGGAUCAAGCGGGGGCAAGGAGUCUGGUAAAAGUUCUGCCAGAAAUGAAGAAAAUCAUCAGAAGUGGCUGGUCAACAUUUCUCUCAGGCUUGUCUGUGUUCUUGCAUUGGAUAGAUUCGGGGACUUUGUUUCUGAUCAGGUAGUUGCUCCUGUUCGUGAAUCUGCUGCCCAGGGUCUAGGAGCUGUUGUUCAGCUUGUUGAACAGAAUGCUGCGCUGCAGCUUGUCAACAUUCUUCUUAAACUUGUAGAUGGCGGCGGUUGGGAGAGUAAACAUGGUGGUCUCCUAGGUAUUAAAUAUGUCCUUGCGGUCAGACCAGACCUGGCUAGCAUUCUACUACCCAGGAUCUAUCCAGCUGUUCAGACAUGUCUCCAGGAUUCCUCGGAUGAUGUAGUUUCAGUCUCUGCUGCUGCUCUUCUUCCUGUAAUUCAUGUUCUUCUAGAUACUUCACCUAGUGUGAUUCCUAGCUUAUGCAGUUUGUUGUGGGAUUGUCUUUUAGACUUGGACGAUUUAACUAGUUCCACACAUUCAAUAAUGGAGCUAUUAGCUCAUUUAGUAGCUACACCAAGAGGAUUAGAGUUAUCUCUGCAGAGUACUAGUUCAACUCUCAAGGAUCUUGUUCCCAGACUUUUCCCCUUCCUGUCCCAUUCAUCCUUACAGCUAAAGUUUGUGUCUAGGCAUGUGUAUCAGAGAGCACUAUUAGAGCAUAAUCCAUCAUGUCUUCAGCUAAUUCCUAAACUUUGGAAUUCAUUGUGUGAGAACACUCCUCUCCAGCCCCUACUGAUGGCUGGAUGUCCCUGGUUUGGGCCCUGGAUUCAUCUUAUUUCAGGGCCCUCCACAUCACCCCUAGAUUCAGGGUCCCUCAUCCCAGAUAGGUCUGGGGAUACUGCACACUAUUUAGGUGGUAAAGAAGUACUGCCAAUAACAGAUCCUCUGGAAAAAGCAAAAUACAUCGCAAGAGCGAGGAAUCUGGGGGCCAAACUUCUCGGUAAACUUGCAGGAUAUGUUAUCAAACCUGUUCCAGGUAUUGAAUAUACGGAAGAUAUGGAAACCCCACUUCAGAUGCUUCUUUCUAAAGUCCUCAUUCCGCAGUUAGGAACGAACUCUGCUUACCAGAAACUGUCAAUAUCAAUGAUAAUUAUCCAAUGGUUGGAUCAAACAAGUUUGCCAGAUCAUAGGACUACAGUAGAUUUAGCUCAGGAGCUGGUCAGGAACUUGAGCAGUCCUCAGACAUAUGUAGAGAUGGUGCAACAGAAGAAUAGGCUAUUGUCUGAUGCUUCUGAUUUCAUAUCAUCUCUCAGGCACUACAAGGUUCCAUUUGAUGACAGUAUACAAGGAAAGGAUGGAACAUUGUCAAUAUCUGAUAUUGAUAAGCUGGUUGGAUCUGUUUUCAACCAGUAUCUGCACAACCCUAAACUGAAACCAAAGGCGAUUGAAACCCUUGAGGACCGGAGAGCUGGAGUUGUCAGCUCACUACAGAUAUAUCUGAAUAUGCAGCAGGAAAUAGAGAGUGUAUGCCUUUCUACGCUGGCCAGCGCGCUAUCCUGUCUGGGCCCAGCUGCUUUACCUGACAAACUUAACUGUGUUAUCAAACCUCUCAUGGACGCAGUCAAGAGGGAACAGAACGAAGAGUUUCAGAAUAUUGCAGUUAAAGGACUAGUCCGAGUUCUGGAUUCAUGUCUCACUAGACAAACAAGUCCACUAGACAAGGUUGUAACGAAUCUGUGUACAUUUCUAUGUUCCCAUCCUGUCAAUACACCUCAGGUUGAGCUGACCCAGUUUGGUAGCAGCGUGCACCCCGGUCUUGGGAUCCUUUCAAACUAUUUUAGAGAACGGCAAGCAGAGCAGGCCCUCAAGAAUAAACUGACUGGUCGUAAAACUAAAAAGGUUGAUAAUUCUGGGAUGUUGCUUCAGUCUACAAUAGAUGUAAAUAAUGAAGAGGAUCUUUGCCUUGUGGAGGUUCAGUGUAGGGGAGCCGGCCUAGCUAUUCAGGAGCUUGUGAAACAUUUUGGUGUUGAGAUUUUUACUAAGAUCCCCAAACUUGAUGAGCUUAGUUUUCAAUCUGUGAUAUCUGGAAACUGUGAUAUAGUUGAUCUACCAAACUGUUUAAAGAUUGUGGAAGUUAUGGUGUCCGUCCUUCCCUCAGACUUCCCUAGGCUUAGAGAACUAAUCCCUGUGCUACUGCGUUACACAACUAGUCAUCAUACUGCUGUCAGAUAUGCUGCAGCUACAUGUCUAACAGCUCUCUCAAAAGUUAUGCUGUCAGAAACUUUAACUGCAGUAGUUCUUCAUCUUCUCCCCCUCCUUGAACAUACCGAGCUCACAUUUAGACUUGGUGUUAUAGAAACACUUUCCUGCCUAGCUACAAACCUUACUGUUGACAUCAUUCCGUAUAUAGUACUACUGGUGGUUCCUGUCCUGGGUAGAAUGUCGGAUACCAAUCAAGAAGUAAGAUUGGCAGCAACAUUUACAUUUGCUACUCUGGUCAAACUAAUGCCCCUCGGAGAGAGUGUUCCAGACCCUGUUGAUAUGCCAGAGAGUUUACUUGCCAAGAAGAAAGAGGAGAAGAAUUUUCUGAACCAGCUUUUAAACUCUAAGAAUGCAGAAAGGUAUGAGUUGAAAGUCCCAAUCAAAGCUGAACUUCGUAGCUAUCAAGAAGCUGGCAUCAAUUGGCUUGGGUUUCUGCACAAGUACAAGCUUCAUGGUAUUUUGUGUGAUGAUAUGGGAUUAGGUAAAACUUUACAAACUAUAUGUCUGUUGGCCAAUCAUCACAAGAAUUCAAGGGCUCAAGGCUGUCAGUCUUUAGUUAUUUGUCCCACAACGUUAGGAGGACAUUGGAGGGAAGAAAUCAAUAGGUUUGUGGGUAAUGAGUUUCUGAACCCCUUUCUCUACAUAGGCAAUUCAUCAUUAAGAUCUGCUCUCCGCUUACAGAUACCCAAGCAUAAUGUUAUCAUAACUUCUUAUGAUAUUGUGCGCAAUGACAUAGAGUUUUUCUCAACAAUACAAUGGGAUUACUUGAUUUUAGAUGAGGGCCAUGUUAUCAAGAACACAAAGUCUAAAACUUCAAUGGCUGUCAGAAAACUAAGUUCUAAACAUAGGUUAAUCCUUUCCGGGACCCCAAUUCAAAAUGGAGUCACUGAACUGUGGUCUUUGUUUGAUUUCCUCAUGCCAGGAUAUUUGGGGACUGAGAGGCAGUUUAUGCACCGGUAUGCUCGACCCAUUCUUAACAGUAAGGAGAGUAAAUGCUCCAUUAAAGAUCAGGAGGUUGGUGUGCUUGCCAUGGAAGCAUUGCAUAGACAAACUUUGCCUUUCAUUCUCCGUAGAGUCAAGGAGGAUGUUCUUAAAGAUCUUCCACCAAAAAUAAUCCAAGAUUAUUAUUGUGACCUAUCACCCAUACAAACUUCUUUGUAUGAGGACUUUGAUAAAAGUGCUCUGAAAGGUGAGGAUGAAAUAAGAUCAAAUGCUUCGGAUGAUUCUCAACCAAAGAAAAAUCUUCAUCCCAAUGUGUUCAAAGCUAUGCAAUAUCUGAAAAAGGUUUGUAAUCAUCCAAAGCUUGUUCUCUCUCCAGAGCAUCCUCUCUAUCCCUUACUGGUAGAAGGGCAUCAUGGUUCAAAUCAAGAUCCAGCAGAAUAUUUAAAGGACAUUGGACACUCUGCCAAGCUGACAGCUUUGAAGCAGUUGCUCGCUGACUUGGGCAUCACAGGGGAAAGUGUUGAGAGUGUUGUUAGCCAACACAGAGCUCUGGUGUUUUGCCAGCUUAAAACUAUGUUAGAUAUUCUGGAAGAGGAUCUGCUAAAGGUUCACUUCCCGGAGGUUACCUACCUCCGCCUUGACGGUUCUGUACCAGCUCAUCUACGCCAUGAUCUUGUAACCAGAUUCAACUCUGAUCCUAGUAUUGAUCUACUUCUCCUAACCACCAGUGUUGGUGGCCUGGGUUUGAAUCUGACGGGUGCUGAUACAGUGAUAUUUGUUGAACAUGAUUGGAAUCCUAUGAAUGAUCUUCAGGCCAUGGAUCGAGCCCAUAGGAUUGGACAAAAACGUGUUGUCAAUGUUUACAGGCUGAUAACAAGGAAUACUAUAGAAGAAUCCAUCAUGUCUUCCCAAAAAUUCAAGAUUCACACUGCAAGGACGGUUAUAUCCUCAGAGAACUCUUGUAUGCAGACCAUGGGAACGGAUCAGGUUCUGGAUCUGUUCAGUUUAAGCAAGGAGGAUGAGAAAACUAGGGAUACUGAUCUACAGCCGGGGAUCAGGUCUGUCCUGGAGAACUUGCCUGAGCUGUGGGACGAAGACCAGUACGAAGAGGAAUAUGAUAUGGCGCAAUAUAUCCUCAACUUGAAAGCAUCUAAACCACAAUUGCCUGGCAACUAGCCAAUCAAUAAAUCAAUGAUAUGACGCAGUAUAUCCUCAACUUGAAAGCAUCUAAACCACCAUUGCCUGGCAACUAGCCAAUCAAUCAAUCAAUGAUAUGGCGCAGUAUAUCCUCAACUUGAAAGCAUCUAAACCACCAUUGCCUGGCAACUAGCCAAUCAAUCAAUCAGUUAAUUAAUGAUAUUGCGCAUUAAAUCCUUAAUCUUA